Suillus fuscotomentosus is the source of this 2286-nucleotide messenger RNA. RefSeq names its product P-loop containing nucleoside triphosphate hydrolase protein. Bases 1 to 2286 code for a protein of 761 amino acids. Gene Ontology annotation, molecular function: GTPase activity; GTP binding; microtubule binding. The record is from RefSeq and is a predicted model, not a curated record. The transcript has 9 exons. Gene Ontology annotation, cellular component: membrane; microtubule; cytoplasm. Lineage: Eukaryota; Fungi; Basidiomycota; Agaricomycetes; Boletales; Suillaceae.
AUGUUGCCCUCAACUCCUGGCGCUGACCUUACCCCGUCUGAAGACAAUGGUGUUGGGCUCUCCGACUCCACUUUGUCACAGCACCGUCGAAAGAUGCUUGACCUCAUCAACCGUCUCCACACCACAGGGCUAACGGACAUGGACCUGCCCAUGAUCGCAGUCAUUGGCUCGCAGAGUGCGGGGAAAUCCUCUCUUAUUGAAUCCAUUUCUGGGAUCACUCUCCCUCGCUCAGCUGGAACGUGUACAAGGUGCCCAACUGAAUGUAAACUUUCACGCUCCGAAGACUCCUGGAAAUGUCUCGUCAAACUUCACAUUACUACCGGCCCGUCGGGCCAACCCUGUGAUGUGCUCACCAUUCCUUUUGGAUCACCCAUCACCGAUAAGGCCGAUGUAGAAGAUCGAAUCAGGCGUGCUCAAAGGGCAAUUCUAAACCCAAGCACUGAGCCACAGAAGUUUCUUUAUGAGCUAGAAGAUCAAACCGCUGAGCAAGCUGAGUUAUCUUUCUCCAAAAAUUGCGUUUCUCUCGAGAUAAGUGGGAAGGAUGUGGCGGAUCUCUCAUUCGUGGACCUUCCUGGACUCAUCGCGAGCGUCGGGAGUGCAGGAAAGACCGGGGAUAUUGAUCUCGUCAAGGGUUUGGUGACGUCUUACAUUGAGAGGCCUAGUUGUGUCAUCCUUCUGACGGUUACUUGUGAAACCGACUUUGAGAAUCAAGGAGCGCAUCACUUGACGAAAAAACACGAUCCUGAAGGCAAGCGCACUGUUGGCGUGCUCACGAAGCCGGAUCGCAUUCCUGCUGGUGAGGAGAGCAUGUGGCUGAAGUUCAUUCGUAACGAGCAGGAGCCGCUCGUGAACCACUGGUACUGCGUCAAGCAACCUGGGUCUCAGAUGCUCAAAGACGGGAUCUCCUGGGCCGAAGCAAGGAAGGAAGAAAACAACUUCUUUGCUUUGACACAGCCCUGGUCGAGCAUGGAGUCACAGUACCAGAAGUUCCUGAGAACAAGCAACCUGACGGAGCGGUUGAGCACGAUUCUGUCCGAACUGAUCGCGAAAAGGCUUCCUGAUAUCCACAAGGAAUUAUAUAAUAUUCUGCGCAAGACUCGAGAUGAGAUGAGAAAGCUUCCGAAAGCGCCGUCUACCGAUCCCGUGGGUGAGGUUUGGAGUAUAGUCGGUCAAUUUUCGAAGCAGCUGUUUCAACGACUCGAGGGGACGCCUGAUCAAGACGGUAUAUUGCAGACCAUUCGACCACACCAGGAAGAAUUCAAGCGUGCUGUACGAGGAACGGCUCCCCGGUUUAUUCCAUGGGCAAAAGGCGAAAUCCGCGAACUGCCGGCAAUCGAUUUCCUAGCAAACGAGGAGGAUGAACCACAGAAGUCCCGAGAAGGAGUCCCUCCUAUGCUCACUCCGAGGUCGUCCACGCCACAGUCGGGAAUUUAUAUUGAGGAUGUUCUUGAUCACGCCCAGAGGGCUCGUACUCGCGAACUUCCCGAUAAUUAUCCCUUCAUUGUACAGGAGACGUACAUCAAGGAGUUUACUGAAAAAUGGGAGACACCAUCGCGAAUACUUUUCGACGAAGUAUACGACAUCCUGAAGAACGACCUGAGCGAUCUAGUUCAUGAACAUUUCGAGAAAAUGGGAAGGGGCGGCACACUUCACAGCGUGCUGAUGAUAGUGAACGAACACCUUGACAAAGCCGCAAAGCAGGCCAGGGAAAAGAUAAAUUGGCUCUUGGAACUCGAGAAGGCACCGACAACUUUGAACGUGCACUAUUACUCUAACUACAAGAUCAAAUUCCUCGGAUAUUACAAGGGUUGCAGAGAUCGCGAAGAGUUGACCACAAAGCUGCAGAAUUACCGUGCGCCGACCACAAUGCACACGAGUCCAAACCAUGGACAAGCGUUCCACCAAGGCAUCCAAAAGGCUCUCACUGGACUAACAGAAAUUGGUCUUUCCGUGCAGGUUGGUGAUCUUCCAAAGCUUCUGCCCGUGGAUCCCAUGGAGCCUGCCCUUCUGAUUAUGGCGGGAGUAAGGGCGUACUUCCAGGUUGCGUACAAGCGCUUUGCUGAUAUGGUCCCGUUGGCCAUUGACUAUGAGAUAGUCCGCGGUCUGCAUAAGGGCAUGGAGCAGGCUCUUCUUGAUGGGUUGAGCUUGACGGGUCCCGAUGCGUACGUGCGAUGUCAGUUAAUGGUCCAGGAGCAUAGCAGUGUCGCCUCGAAGCGUACGGAGCUGCAGAAGAAAUUGGACAGACUUAACGCCGCCAGUUUAGAAUUACGCAAACUCUUUGUAUAG